Messenger RNA from Trichomonas vaginalis G3, 2070 nucleotides. RefSeq names its product N-terminal region of Chorein or VPS13 family. The transcript has a single exon. Bases 1 to 2070 code for a protein of 689 amino acids. The record is from RefSeq and is a predicted model, not a curated record. Lineage: Eukaryota; Parabasalia; Trichomonadida; Trichomonadidae.
AUGAGCUUUCUAAGCAGAUCCUUGUUUUCCAAAAUAGUUUCUAGAUUUUUAGGGAACUAUAUAAAGGAGAGCGAUGAAAGAGAUACAGAAGCAAGCAUUUUAAAAGGUGAAAUUGUCAAAAAAGAUAUUAAGUUUAAAGAAAAUAUUCUUUUAAGUGCCCACAUUCCAUUCAAAAUAGUUAAGGGCUCUGCACAGUUACUUGAAUUAAAGUUAUUUUCUCACAACAAAAUCGAAGACUCAAAAUUAACUCUCGAUGGACUCGAUUUGACCAUUAAAUUAAUUAGUGAUGUUAAAGAAUAUCAGAUUAAAGCCCUCUUACAUCAAAUUACAAACUGGCUAUCCAAAGAUCAAACAUCUUUAUUCAGUCAUUUCACUCAAAAAAUUCUUCAGAAGAUUGACGUUUCAAUCACUAAUGUUACAAUUAAUAUAGUUAUCGAAGAUAACUCAUAUCCUCUUACAAUUUUGCUACCAUUGAUUUCUAUCCAAAAUCAAGAAAUCGCAUUUAAAGAUAUUUCCAUUAAAACUACGAGAGCAGAAGAAAUGGAUGAGUACAUACUUGAAAAAUUUUCAUUUCAAGGAAAAAUCAAAUAUAAUAGCGAAAAACAAGAAAAAAUUUUAGAUAUUAACAUAGAUAAAGUUAAAACACAGCUUACUGAUAAUCAAUGGAAGUUAAUCCUUGAUUUUAAGACCCAGAUCGGCAACCUUUACAAUAAAAUAUUUUAUUCCUGCCAAGACUUAACAGUUGAUGAGUUUUCUUCGUUAUUUAACUAUACGUAUUCAUAUGUAUCGUCAGAUUAUAACAAAUUGAAUUUUAAUCCAAAGACAACUCUCUCAAUUUUGAAAAACAGGAGACAGAUCAUUAAUACAUUGAAAACUGGAGAUGAAACAUCAUGUGGGAAUCUGAUCAAUCAAUAUAAAUUCUUGCCGCUGAUGUAUAUGAUUGAUAACAUGCCAAAACAUGCAAAAUUUGAAUCAUAUUCAGAAGAAGAUUCAAAUUCUCCUAUUUUCAUCACAACAAAGAGUUUUCAGCUGAAUUUUUGUGUGAAAGAGUUGGAUUUCAAACUAAUUCUAAAUUCCGUACCUUUACUCAACAUUACUGCAUCAGGAUUCUCUAAUAAAUUAGAAACUAAUGAUGACUCACUCAAAUUCAGCUUCGAAAUAGAAAGACACAACAUAACCGGCUGCGGAAAUGGCGAAAAAUCUUUCUACGAAUGCAGUGGGAAGGUAUCUGGCCACUCAGAGACAAGCAUUUCUUCAUUUAAACACGAUACUUCUAUUGAAUUCCCAAGAUGCAACUUUAAUUUAGAUCUUGCAUUCAUGUCACAGCUACAUGCUUUCUUUUCGAGGCACCACACGCACACAAUCAAUGAUAAGACAAUGAUUGGCCUCGAAAUUGACAGGAUUUUAUAUAGGUCAGAAAACAAUAAGUUGGCAUUGACACAAGACGGCAUUUCUGUAAGCAUUAAUGACGAAAGAAUCGGAAACCCAAUAUCUCUGUGUUUAUCCCGCAAGAAAAAUAACCUUACAGCAGAAGGUGAACUAAAUUGGGAGUUCAAUCUAUCAAAGGAAUCAUUUUCCACUUUCAGAAAGCUCGAACACCUCCUCCAAAAUACAGUUUCUAUCACAAACUUAGACAUAAAGAUCAACUCCAUGAAGCUGAACUUCAUCGACAAGAAUAAAAAGCCACGAUAUUACCUUGUUUUCAAAGGAAUCAAUGUUACAAAACAGUUUGCAUGUAAGAUCAGUUCUGUCUCUCUUUGCGAGUCCAUCACAGAAGUAGAAUUCAUUCAGUCCAAUGACUUAGUAAUGAUUCCAUCGAGAAACCUAUACUACUUACUCCAGUUCAGAUCACAAGUAAAGAUCGCUUUGAAUGAUGAACUUCUCAAGUUUUUCCUAGAAUUUAUCAAGGAUGACUCAGAACUGAUUAAAGAAAUCAAAUUGAGAAUAGAAACAAAGGAUGUCUUGGCAUCGAUUAUUGAUGAUGACAAGCAGCUGAAUAUCAAUCUCCAGCCAUCAGGUUUCGAAAUAUCCCAGAACGGAGAGUUUUCAAUGAAUCCAAGGAUGUCAUGA